Messenger RNA from Fonsecaea erecta, 1092 nucleotides. RefSeq lists its product as hypothetical. The coding region runs from base 1 to 1092 and encodes 363 amino acids. The record is from RefSeq and is a predicted model, not a curated record. NCBI's taxonomy places the organism in Eukaryota, Fungi, Ascomycota, Eurotiomycetes, Chaetothyriales, Herpotrichiellaceae. The transcript is spliced from 2 exons.
AUGGCCCCCGAAGGUGCAAAGCACAAGCAGACGAGGUUGAAGACGAAGAAAGAUCGACAGUUACACCAGAGGCUGGAUGCCUUGAAAUCCAAGGGUGAUGCUGCGCAAGACGCCGGGCCUGAUGUCACGAACCCUGAAACCACCAUCACGACCACCAAAUAUCCACUCUUUGAGACAUGGGAAAGACUCGAAUCGGCGCAGGUUGGAGAGAUCACUCACCAACACAAACAUACCACUGGAUGGCUGUUGCCGCAAAUCAUGCCAGUCCUGGUUCAUGUCGCAGCCCCGCAGGCUGGCCGCUUCACGCGGGAGGUACAGUCCAACAUUGACAACAUGAAUUCGAUUGAAGCUGUGAAGGACCUCGUCAAGAACAGUCUCCUUUUUGAGCUGAAGCGGACCAAUAUCGAGGUCACCAAGGCCCAGUUUGCUGGAUUGAUGGUCUACGGGCCGACCACUGAGUUCAAGCCUGAUACCAUCAAGAGCUUCACUCGUGGUCUUUUCCUCCAAGAAGCCGCCUUCAAGGAUUGGUGGUUGACGGUCGCCAAAUCUCAGCGGGUACCUGGCGACAUGGUCAAGAUCGCGGUUGUCUUGUGGCAUUCAGACGAGGCGGCCACGAAACAGGUCACCUUGCCUAACUUCUGGACCGCUAAUACCGCUCGGCUACUUCGAAACCACCUGGAGAAGCUGGAGACGCUCCCCUGGGAUCUCGACAUUGAGGGAGAUUGUCGCAGCUAUGUCAAGAUGCAAGAACAGAUGUUGGAGGCCAGAGUCAAGGCCGUGGAUGCCGAGACUAAGGCGAUGAAAGCCGAUGAUUUGAACAGAGAGCUGAAGGUCGAACAAGAAAAUCUCAUCGCCGCCCAAAAGUGCUUGGACGAGGAGGUCAACACGCUCACCAAGUUGAAGGACUCGCUGGUCAAGGCCAUCGAAGCCAACGAUAUGGAGAGCGCUGCUCGUCUUGUGGCUGCGUCGCAGAAGAGCAGCAAGCAAAAGGACAAGGGCAAAGUCGAGGAGACUGAAGAAGGAGAAGCAGAGGACGUGAAGAUGAUGGAUGGCGGUGAUGAUCCCAACGAUAGCGAUUACGUUGAGGACUGA